Messenger RNA from Pomacea canaliculata, 10041 nucleotides. Its product is annotated as UHRF1-binding protein 1-like. The record is from RefSeq and is a predicted model, not a curated record. Lineage: Eukaryota; Metazoa; Mollusca; Gastropoda; Architaenioglossa; Ampullariidae.
UCAUACAAGAGGCCAAAAAGUCGCUCAGGAAUGGCCUCCCUUCAAAAGCCGUAGCCAUCCAUCGCCGAAAACAAAUAAUUUGUUGAGACAUACUUUGGAAGAGCAUUUUUGUAGGAUUACAUAGUAUACCUAUUGUAACCUUAAAACGAUGCUUGUUAAUGAACGUUAAAUUUUGGACGCUCUAUGCUGAUUUGUGUAUUGAGGUGCUGUUAGCGACAUACAUGCGUGACGACUGGAUAUGGCGUUGCGAAGAUUGACAGCAGACGUUCGGGUGCACUUCACCGCUACCGGAACACUUUUUUUGUGAACAACUUAUCGCAAGCAGAGUGUGUCCAGAAGCAACGUCAUGACUUCUCUCUUAAAAAACCAAAUUUUGAAACAUCUUUCCAAGUUUGCCAAAAACCUUUCCCCUGACAAACUGAAUGUCAGCGCUAUCAAAGGAGAGGGAGAGUUGUCAAAUCUAGAGUUGGAUGAAGGGGUGCUCACUGACUUGUUGGAACUACCAACAUGGCUAAAAAUUACAAGUGCAACAUGCAACAGGGUUGCAAUGAAGAUACAAUGGACAAAACUCAAAUCACAGCCAAUAUGUUUGUAUUUAGAUGAGGUUGUGGUCACCAUGGAGACUUGUGAGGUGCCUCGACCACCAACUAGUUCUUCGGGUCCCUCACCUCUGAGCUCAGGGGGGAAAUAUGGCUUUAUAGAUAAGGUGAUGGAUGGCAUCUAUGUUCACGUCAACUCCGUGUCAGUCAAGAUGAUGUCUCGUACCUUCAGUGCCUCAUUGCAACUGUCUCGAGUGAAGGUGCACAGCACUACUCCUGCCUGGGGAGCCACCAAUGAUUUACGAGGCACUCGUAUCCGAGAUGGUGGACGAGGUGAUCUUGUGUUCAAGGAAAUCGAGUGGCAGACAACCCGAAUAGAAGCUACAGCUGAUGAGAGCUUACCUCAGGAAUUGCUAACACCACUGAGACUAAUAGCCAACCAGGCAAAAAUCCGAAUAGUUGUCAAGAAACGUCUUAAUGAUUGUAGCAUCACCGCAUCAAGAGUUAUCCUGCUCUUGGAUGAUCUGCUGUGGGUGCUGACCAUUACUCAGCUAAAGGCAGCCAUCUUGUAUGCCAAUUCUCUCAAGCAGGUCAUAGAGCGUUCUUCACAACAGAGCAAGAUGUUGGCAGCAGAAAAACUCAAGAGGCAAGGCAUUAUGGGAGGCAGUACUACACAACAACCACAGUCACAACGACAACAGUCUGCAAACACUGGCUCCAAUGCCGAUAAAAUAUUUGCCCGGUUUGACGUAGCAACCACCUCAUACCACCUCGUCACUAGCAGGUUUGACCUUCAUUUGUGUGAUGACACCACAACUACUUCAGACACCAAGCGCCACUGGGAUGUGGCAGGUGGUUCCAUGCAGAUCACCUUCUACCGCCUCUCCUUUGACUUUUACCCAUUUCACCCAGCUGAUGAACAGUUGGUCAUGUCAUGUGGUGGAGAGCGUAAAAACUGGUUUCGCUAUUCAGACAAUAUAGGCACACGCAACAACUGGGUGCAGAAGCUGUUCUCAACAUUUCGUGAGGAUGCUGUAAAGCUUAGGAAAGUUUGUGGUUCUCCUGCCCCUUCCCCAUCAGCGUCAAGCAGCAAGCUGGUUGGUGCUGCAGCUGCUGGCACAAAUGUCCUGGGGACAAGCAGCACCAGCAUCUCUCCUCACUCUCCUUCACAUGCAAACCCUGCUGCAGCCAGAUCUCCACAAAGUUCUCCAAGCCAUCAUGUCUCCAAGACCAGUUCUCCAAGUCACCAUGCCAGCCAGCAAAAAUCUACUCGGCUGCUAGAAAGCUGCUUGGUCAUCAAGGUAGAGGACAUGACAGUCUACAUGGUAUCCACACCAGGUGCAAAGCGUUCUGGUCACCACAAAUUUUUAGCCUCUGACAAAAAGCAACUGCAUCUCCCUGCAGACAUGUCUUUGCUUCACAUGGAAUACACUGACUACUACUUCCCUGAUGGGGUGGAUUACCCAGUGCCACAUGCAAACCUUUACAUCCUGGUCAACCCUGUGAGAGUGACGCUGGAUUUUCUGACACUUCUGUGGUCCCAGUACUUCUUAUUUAACCUGGCUCAGAAUGUGGAAUUUGAUUUAGGAGAGCGAGGUCUACAGGAGCACGUUGAUAUUAAACUGGAAGCACUUAUGCCACGGGUGAUUGUACCCAGCGAAGAGAAGGUGGAGGGACAACCAGAUCGUCCAGAUGCCUUGCAGUUGCAGAUCUCUAAACUGACAGCCUCCAAUUGCCGUGUGGAUGACAAGCUGGGCAGAAGUGACUUGCAAAGAGCUUUGGAUCGUUACUACAGUAGUCAGCUGUUCCACACGUCAGAAUUUCCUAACGAUGCCACUCAUUUCCGCCUGUCUCCAUGGGCUCUAGAGGAGCAUGCAGCAGCAAAGGACAAUCCCUACCUGGACAAGGCUAUAAAAAAUCUUCUUGGUUUGGACCCCACUAGAUUGCAGCCUGACUCCACUGUUGCACAUGUGCUCAGCUGCAACAGUCUCAAGAAAGAUGCUGCAAGUGAUGUGUGGGGCCUUCACCUAGAACAGGUGUGGGUAGAGUUUCUGGGUGUUCAGAACUACAGGAACAGGCCAGUCCCUUGUGUGGAAGCAUUUCCCCUCACCCUAUGGUUCACCGAAAACAUAUCCACAAGUCUUUCCUACACUGACUUUCAUAGCAAGAAUUCUGACAGAUCUGAUCAUAGAGAGAGCAAAUCCAACUCUCCGACACCCCCACAGCGUCGUGUAAGUCAGCAGGAGGAUGUUGGACUAGACAAACGCCCAAAUCACCUGCCUCUGGGUCGGACAAAGUCUCCUGACAGUCGUGGGACGGAGAGCUUUGAGGAUAGCCACUCCUUACAGUCAGAAGAGCGAGGGGAGCAGCAGUCCAAGGCAGCUGUGCAGGGAGUGUUUAUUCUCAGCCAUUUUGGUAGCAAGAUGCGUGUACAGGUCAACCAUUACCAGUACAUUUUCCUCAUGCGGCUGGCAGAAUCUUUUGCCAAAUUCCAAGAAGACCUCAGCUCAGAUCUGGCAUUGUGGGGUGACAGCUCGUGUGCCUAUGUCACGCACGUACCCCUGGUUUUUCCACAAGCAGAGUUGGCCAUUGUAUGUCCCUACCAAAUGCAUCAACGCACUUUCUCAGAUGAUUUCAGUCCCAGCAUUCCCAACCUGCCGGAUGUGUUUGGCAUUCCGAACAGUAAUGGCAUUGGGGGUGCUGGUUCCCAGCCAUCCCUUAAUGCAGCAUCCAAUACAGAAGAAAAUGAGCUAACAGAACUGGCUUUUGCACCAGAGAGAGAGAUUCUUUUCAAUAAUGAUGGCUCCAGCUCAAGUGAAUUGAACCUGGGCCCCCCUGUAACUGGCUAUAACAAUCACUGCCAGCUAGACAACACCACCUCUGCCAACAGCUCCCAGUCCUGGGCCGGUUCAGACAACACAGGUCUUCCAAAUCAGCUGGUAGGCAGUGCACCAGUUCCUCAUCCUACAGAUAUCAAGUCCUCUUUAAUGUCAACAUCUGCUGGCUCUGAUUCGGGUAUCGGCUUGGACCGCAAGUCCUCUGUCAAGAGUGCCAAGACCAGCAAAGGGUCAGAGGUUAAAAAGGCCUUCUCGUCAGCAUUCUCCAACUUGACAGACAAAAUCAAAAACACAUUCGAUGACGGACAGUCAGAUGACGUGGAUUCAUUGUCAAUAAGGACUGACACUUCUGAUGAUGAUGACUUUGAGCAGCUCUCUUUAGACGAUGCUGAUGAAGUGCCAGCUUUUGUGCAUGAAGCUCAGUCUGAGACUGGAUCCAAUCCGGACACAUACAGUGACAUGGACAUGUCAAGCUUGUAUGCAGAUAGCUCCACCACCAAAGGUCGUGAAAUGGUGUCGCUAGUCUUGCUGCGAUUUGAAGGUGUGCAAGGAGUUCUGCAGGUCAGCAAUGAGGCAACAGUUGUGGCAGCUCAAGUUUCACAAGUUCUUCUACACCAGCCAGGCAAUGUUGCCUAUGAUGAUUUUUAUGGAAGAUUUUCCUCACCAAAAGGAUUUCUGCAAGAUGAACUUCCAGCUUCCGAUUCACCUCCCAGGUUUCCUUUUAAAUUCCGAUAUCUUCUACCCGCCGCCCCAACAGCCUCCACGCUAACCCUCAACCCAGACCAGCCAUCAGCCACAGAAUGGGCUGCAGCAGCUGGGGAAGCCACUGUGAAAAUUGAAGACUACAGUCUGCUGUUCAAGCUCUCAGGGACCAGCUUACUGUCGGACUUCAUAGGGGAUGAAAAAGCAGCACAAGUGGUGCCCUUAUCUGUAACCAUUCGUCAGUUCCUUCUGGUGCUGGAGGAGGACAGACCAGACAGUUCUGGCUCCUUGGCAAACAGCAUGCCCAUGAACUGUCACAUCGACCAUCUUUACAUCACCCGAGGCUCUGACGGCAUCUUCAACUUGACCACCAAAUGUACCUCUAGUCAUCACUGGAUGGAGUCAAGUCCUGGUGCGGAUGAUACAGACACGUUUGAGGGUCGGGGACAUCACACACCUUCAUCUUCUUCCUCUUUAACUCUCCUUACCCACACUCAAGCAGAGAACUCACAGCUGCGUCGCCAGUGUGACCAAUUGCAGCAAACCAACAAGCUGUAUGAGGAGCAGAUUCUGCAGUUGAAGGAAAAGCUUCGUGAGUGUGAGGAGCAAGUCCUGGCUGAGGGAAAUAAAUGUGAGGUGUCUGCAGCAUGUGUGGCUUCUACCGUCGCUGUGGUACAGGCCACAGUUGAUGCUGAGGCAGAAACAGAGAAGUUGCUACUGCAGGAACGAAUAAUAUCCUUAGAAGAGGACCUUAAGACCUCAGCACAGGAAAGGGAGUCCCUGUUUUCGACCCUUCAGCUUCUGCAGGAGGAACUUCUAAAAUCUGAACGCCGUGCUCGCAGCAACACCACACACUAGACAUCCUAAAAUUAUCUGCACACUGAUAUUUACGCUUGCGGAUGGUGACUUAAACUGCUGACAAUGAUCAGAUGUUCAGAGUGACUGCAGGUAUAUCUGUCAGCUGUAAAAAAAAGUUGGAUUCUUUCCCCCACGUUUUAUUGCUGACAUUGCAAGAUGACCAUCAGGGACUGGGUGUUCGCUUGAAGGUUACCCUCACUAUUUGUUCUUAUUGCUGAAAUUGCAAGAUGACCAUCAGGGACUGUGUGUUCGCUUAAAGGCUACCCUCACUAUUUGCUCUUAUUGCUGACUUUGCAAGAUGACCAUCAGGGACUGGAUGCACAGUCUUGAGUAACUCUUAGUAGUCAGCUAAACUGCUAGUAAGUUAUAAGCUUUUUAGCUGGCUACUACAAAUAUAGCAUCAAGUUAGUGCGGCUGUGCACCCAGCCUCCAAGUUUCCACCACAGCCAUACUCAAACCUGCCCCGCUGUUUUUAGCCACAAUGUCAAAUGAAAUGAGCGCAGCAGCCACAUGCCACCAAGCAGAGAAAUAUGAUAGGCACUAGAUUGUUUCAUUUUAGUUCUAAAAGUUUGCAUGAUGUUUUGUUUUAGACAGUAUAUUUGCUGAGCCUUUUUUCAGGCUGACAUUGACAGUGCUGAGCAAGCAAAGUAAGAAAGUUGUGUUGGUGGUGGCCUCCGGCAGUAGAAACAUCUUUACUCCCAGUGGUCUAGCUAGAAUGAUCUUAUGUGUCUUGCAGGUAUGUGUAGUUGAUGUAAUCAAAAUUAAGAAUGCUGGGGAAAGUUUGCACUUAAGAAGAAAUAGCUUUGGGGAAGAAAGGUUAGAUCAUCUCUGCUGCAGGAAAACUGUUCACCUUUGCUUUGUGUGCAAUCUGCUGUGCAUAAUAAUUUGCCUCUGACCAAAGAAUCAUUCCACUAUCGUGUGUUACUGAUGAUCUCUCUGACAGAUUUAUUUUUCUUGCAUCCAGGGUUGAUAAAAAUUAUGCUUUUUAUUGUGAUGUUUAUACAUCGCUCAGGUCUGAGGUCUGUGUAUUGACACGUAUUAAGCGAUUAGUCCAAACGGAACAUGCCAGUUUUGAGUGAUAUCAUCUAAUGGCCAUCACACCUGUCUCAAGUGCCAAUGAAUUCCCUAAUUGUUCAAAACAAAUAACAUGUUUAUUUCUCUUAAGUAUUUUUUUUUCCGAAAUGUUUUGUUUAAAGUGUAUGUGACUAUGUAAUACUAGUUCUUUGUUUCUGGGCUUGAUGUCUAUUUUGAAUGUAAAUAUUUCCAGGAAGUUUUUUUCAAGUGCGCAAAGCAUGAGUAAACCACACUAUUUCCACACUAUUAAAGAAAAAAAUCAUUAUUCGAACAUGAUUUUGCAGCUUAAAAUGACCAAAUCAAAAAAUACAAGACUGAAUGGGCCUUAUUAAUUUUCACGCUUUUAAUUAAAAUGUCUGAAUGAAAAGAGGUUAGUCAAAAAAUGUUUGUAAGCAAUGAACAGAUGAAAUGCCUAAGUCUUUAACCCUUUAUCUUUUCCAAGAAAAUUGAAUUCAUUUUGUCAUGUACAAAGUGAGUGUGUAGUUGAUUGUUUAAAGAUUAUUGAUAGAUAUCUAGGCAGAGGUAUGGUUCUAGACAGGGUUUUUAUAGUGUAUAGUUAUUGGAAGUUUUACUAUAACUGAGACAUUAUCGAUAAGUACAGCCAUGAGGGAGAUGAGCUUGUUGGUUAGGCAGGAUUAGUGACAAGGAACCACAUUCCAAGAGAAAGCAAGUGACUGGGCGUGACCAGAAAAUGCCCACUGAUGAGAGGAGUAUUUCAAGCAGACAAGGUAAGUGAGAAAUGAAAGUGGUACGUGUGACAAGGCAAGAGCUUCACAUGAGAUCCAGUGAUGGGUAAACAGGGUACUAACAGCUACAGCAAAGUGGAUAUUAUUUGAGCAUUUUAUGAAUAUCUGUUGUACAGCAAUUAUUUUUAUUUUUUUUAUUUUUAUUUAUUUUUUUUUUUUUGCUUUUAAUGAUUUUCAUUUUGUACUUAGGUAAAUCAACAAGAAUAAAGUUAUAUUGUGUUAGUUUCAAGUUAGAGUGUGUAAUUAUCCCAGCAAUUUAGGGACUUAUACAGCCAAUAAUGUGUGUGAUGGAAAUUUUUUUUGGUAUAUGUAACAAAAUGUGGUAAAUUGCUUUGCUUUUUAGUAUAAUCUUCAGGCUGGUUUAUUUUUCCUUCUUAAUUUUGCGCUUUAUGUGUGUAUUUAUAUAAUAUAUAAGCCAUUGUUCUGAUUGAAUGCAAAGUGGGGUUACUAGAGGUUUCGUGAUGGGAAACAUGUGUUUAAAGAUUAAUAUACACAUUUUAUGAAAUUUUGUCUACUUUUGCUGUUUUUGUUUGAAUUGUCUUUGAGAAAACAAAAACCUUGUUUUGAAAUAUUAUUGCUUCUGUGAUCAUUUUUUUCAUCCUUUGAUACUCUGUUGUUUUUUUUUAAAGCUGUUUGAAGACAUACUCAGAGGUACUUCUACAUUGUCCAUAUUGCAUGUGGUAAAUUUCUGGUGCUUAAGAUGUGGAGGCAAAAAUGUGUUAACUUGUAGCAGUUAUUGUGGUGCAUGUAGAUUUGGUACAAGUGCUUAUUUUGGUAGUGUUCUUCUGUGGAAACCAAUUGCCCUUUGUUAACAAAAGAGAGGUUACAAGUUGUUCUCCUGUACUUGCACCACUUAACGAAAUUAUUGCAACCUACAGGAGUUGAGGGUGGGAUAUGUUGAUUUUCACUAAAAGGCCACUUCUUUGUGUACAUUACCAUCACUGAAACAUAGGUGAGAUGAGUAUCUAUAGUUUAUUCAGAAGCUGCAUGGGCUGUGCAUAGAUACAUAUUACCCUAGCAUUAGAGUCUCUGUGAUAAAUGUGCCCUACCUGGCUGGCUGUUUUUUGAGUGGUCAUGUCACUGCCUAGAAGGGAGAGGCUCAUGUAUGAUUGAGUAUAGGAACUGUAUGAAAUAUCGACAUCUGCUGAAGGUAGUAACACGUCAUACAACUGAAGAAAGCUGUUAUUUCUUGUUUUUGUUUUUUAUUUUUUUAUUUUAGGGAUAUAGGGUAGGGAGAGGAAAUUGAAAGAAAGCUUAUGUGAAUUAAUGGGUUUGUUUUCAAGCAGUGUGGUUGGAAGAAAUUCUAUGCUUCAUUUUGUUCAAGAUGUUAAGAUGAAGUUUAAAAAUGCAACACAAAGCAGUGAAAAAUCUGAGAAACUUUGUGACAACAAGUAUAGAAAACUACACACAAAAAAAUUCUUUGUGAUAUCUCCUACAGCCAGGUUAAAAUAAACGAAACAUUUUACAUGCUGGUAAUGUUUUAAGAAUCACAUAUACAAUCGAGCUUCCACAAGUCGAAAUUCUCCCUUACUCGAAUUUUAAACAUCAAUUGGUUGGAUCCUGUUAAAGCAAUGCACUUUCAACUUACGUAGCUCAAAUUGACUUAACCAAAAACUUCCACAACUUGAAUAAUUUUAAGCCAAUCAGCAUGUUGAAACCAUUUAAAAACAUGUCGGAAAGUGUAAAAUCGUGUAUCAUAAAAUCGUACUCCUCCCAAUCCUGAAGGAGGCAAGAACAUGCAACUGACAUCCGUUCGUUGGUCAAGUCAUGUAAAGAUGUACCCAUUAACAUUUUUGACUCACUGUCAUCGACUUGUUUAUUUCAAAAGAAAUGAAGAGAAACUGUCGUCGAACAUCCAUAAGACUUUUUGGCUGGGAACAAUGGUGCAUGAGCACAUGCAAAAAUAAAGAUAAGUCCACAGUGAAAAAAAAGGUUCUUUUUCAACGAACUUCCUUAACUAAAUUUUUCAUCGGUCCCUUGAAGCUUUGACUUAUCAGAGUUCAAUUGUGUCACUAAUUCCUGCUUUAUUCUGUUUAUUUAUAUUGUGUAAUUCUUUGGCUGACCAAAGUCAAAGGUCAAAGUUGCUAACAAAUUUCUAGAACAUACUAUUGUUAGUUCAAAAGGAACGUAUUGUGAUUUUGUUUUACCUCUUCAUUUUGUUUUUAAAUAGAAAAGUAGACAGGACCUCUAAGGAAAUAGCUCAUGUAGCUUCAAACACAUUAAGUCUAUUUUUGACAGGUCACAGAAAUUGAGGUUUUGACAUAUUUCCUAGAGGCAACACAAUUUUUUUUUUAUUAUUUGAUAAGGCACAAAUACACACAAAAAAUAAAAUACACAUACAAAAUUUAGCAGUGCAUUUAUAUGUAUAGAAACAACAUACAUGGAUAUGAUAAUACUGUUGUUAGCACAUCCAUUUAUGUCAGUAUCCACAGAUUAUUUUGUCAACCUCUCAUCAGCCCUACCCUAUGCAGCAACUACCCAUUAGACACCAGGGCUGUACAGAUCUGCCCUACCCAGCCUUGUAACUUACAGAUGAAAUUUGGUUUUAACAUAUGGCAGUUCUCUGAAUGAUGGUUUUAAAACCCACCACCUCCCCUUUUUCGGUUUUAGCACUUCAACAUAAGUUUAGUAACCGUAAGGUUACUUUGACCCAAGCAUACUGCAUUCCCGUAGAAAGCCGACGUUCCCACCCCAUUCUCAGAAUACACUGCAUUUCAGAGUAAAGAUCACAACAUUCAUGAAAUUCUUUGCUUCAUAUUAUGUCAUGCACAAAUAAUAUGAAAAUUACACAAAAUCUAUCAAAAUCUGAAACGGAGCACAGGAUGUCUUGUUCCAUUUCAGUCUCAGGCAAGGAUUGUCUUGGAAACAAGUCUAGAAUUUCAAAGCUUGUAAUAGACCCAGGCACCAGUGUGAACGAGGGUUGAAAAUUUUGGAACCUAGAUUGUCUUUGAGGGUGAUUUCUUUGGUUGUAUUCGUUUUUUAUAUACUUUGCAAAAUUAAGUUUAUGACAAAUUUUAAAUGGUAUAUCUUUGACAUUAUUGCAGGGGUUCCUGGUUUGUCUGUGACCUAUAAUUUUCCUUGCUAUUCCAGCAGGAGAGUUGAGCCUCAACCGAGCAUGUGACCCAUAACUUACCUUUUCCAUUCCCAGCAGGAGAGGGUUGAACUUUUUUUAUGCUAUGAAAACUUUAUGCCCUAGACCAGGGAUGCCCAACCUUUUUCGGCCUGCGGGCCAUAUCCAUUUCGGACAGCCAUGUCGCGGGCCACUUCACCGCAAAAAUACAAAAA